Molecule: messenger RNA, 1279 nt
Organism: Physcomitrium patens
Lineage: Eukaryota; Viridiplantae; Streptophyta; Bryopsida; Funariales; Funariaceae
Product: phosphoglycerate mutase-like protein
Cellular component (GO): cytoplasm
Molecular function (GO): phosphatase activity
Source: RefSeq, a predicted model, not a curated record
UGGGAGCACGGCGCAGAAAAGUUUUAUCACUUGAUAGUGAAGAAAGACUAUCACAAGCACAAUACCAACGCUUAAUUUCCGAACCCAUGAAUUAGGUUCCGGUUCUUGUUUUUUAAAAGAUACAAGCCAUUCCAAGCUGUGGGACUUGGACGUGAUUCAAGAUGACAAAGGCGUCUGGGGCCUAUCCCUUGGCCCGCUGCAAGGUAAUCUACCUCGUCCGCCACGGCCAAGCAACCCACAACAAAGCUCGCCUCGAAUCACCUGAUGAUAGCGUUUACAAAUCCGAAGCCUACUUUGACGCGCCUCUCACCGACUUAGGCUGGUAUCAGGCCCAAUACCUCCGGGAGCACGUCACCCUUACGGGAGCCAUCAAGCCCCAACUCGUCGUCACUUCCCCGCUCUCUCGCUGCAUCCAGACUGCCAUUGGUGUCUUUGGCUCAGGCAAACCGAUUCGCUCCUCGGAGCCUACCGACACAGCCCUCAUGCUUACCAACGUCGCUGGUACUCACCCAAGCGUAUCAUCCAAAUGCUGUCCCAAGUUCAUGGCCGUGGAAUGGUGCCGGGAGCAUCUGGGCAUCCACCCAUGCGAUCGUCGACAAGACAUUACAACGCUCCAAACCCAAUACCCUGCGGUAGACUUCACCGACAUUUUGAGCGACCAAGACAUCCAUUGGAAGCCUGAUACUCGAGAGCAACCGCAGGAAGUACGAUACCGCGCGAGGGGUUUCGCUAAUUGGUUGUUGAAUCAAACAGAGCAAAAGAUUGCAGUGGUGAGCCACAGCGGGUUCAUUUGGGAAUUCACGAGGCUAUUCGGCGCAGACUUGUCGAGACAGGUGAAGGAGGAGUUGCAGGGCGGCUAUGCGAAUUGCGAGGUGCGGUCGGUGUUGUUGGUUGACAAGGUCGGGAUCGAGCAACCGUUCGGAAAAACGGAUUUCGCUGGAUGUUCUGCAAAGUAUUUUCCAGGGCAGUGAACUUCUAAAUUGCGAGAACGCGUCCUGUGAAACCUUAACCCUAAAUCGUGAGAGGGAAUUAGGGGAAACCCUAAACCUAGAUUGUGGAGAACUGAUCAUGUGAAUUGAUCCGGGGCUUGGAUUAUUGAGUUUGGGUGACAAUUCUACAAUGAAUAUCUAAAUUACAAACCUUAACAUAAUUAUUUGCAUGUGUUUUUGGGGGGAGGUGGGUUUCAGCUUGACUUUAUGGAAACUCCUUUUUCGGGGGUAACUUUUUGCUAUUUUAGAAGACGUUAAUAUAAAAUGGUUUCUUGCACCAAUCCAAAUUA